GGCGGUGCGGUGCGGGGGGAGCGGCCAUGGCGCUGUCGCGCGCCGAGCGGUGCCUGGCGCUGCUGCUGCGGCUGCUGUCGCGCGCCUGCCUGGCGCUGCUCGCGCUCGCCGGCCCCGCACCGCCGCGCGCCGUCCCGCCGCCGCCGCGCGCCGUCCCGCCGCCGCGCCGCGCGCUCCUGCUGCUGCCCGCCCGGCAGCUCGCCGCACGCCUGCGCGCGCGCCAGGUGACGUGCGUGGAGGUCGUGGAGACGUACGUGGAGAGGAUCAGGGAGGUCAAUCCGCUCAUCAACGCCGUCGUUAAGGACAGGUUCGAGGAGGCGCUGCAGGAAGCUCAGCAGGUAGAUCGGCUGCUCGCGGAGGGUCCCGGCGAUGACUACCUGGAGGAAAAGUUCCCCUUGUUGGGGGUUCCUGUCACUGUCAAGGAGGCCUUUUCUCUUCACGGGAUGCCCAACACAUCUGGCUUGGUCAACCGCCGCAACGUGAUUGCCACCUCGGAUGCCACGGUGGUGUCCCGGCUGAAGCAAGCCGGUGCCAUCCCUCUGGGUGUGACCAACUGCAGCGAGCUGUGCAUGUGGUACGAGUCCAGCAACAGGAUCUACGGCCGGUCCAACAACCCCUAUGACCUGCAGAGGAUCGUGGGAGGCAGCUCAGGGGGAGAGGGCAGCGUCCUGGCAGCCGCCUGCUCCGUCAUCGGCGUGGGCUCCGACAUCGGCGGCAGCAUCCGCAUGCCAGCCUUCUUCAACGGAGUCUUUGGCCACAAACCCACCACAGGGGUGGUGCCCAACGACGGCCAGUUCCCGAAUGCCCAAGGGGUCAGAACCAGCUUCCUGUGCACGGGGCCCAUGUGCCGCUAUGCAGAGGACCUGGAGCUAAUGCUGAGGGUCAUGGCUGGCCCUGGAGUCAACAGGCUGAAGCUGAAUGAGAAGGUGUCUCUGGAGAACAUAAAGUUUUACUGCAUGGAUCAUGACGGUGGGUCCGUUUUUGUGUCACCUGUGGACAAGGAGAUCUUGCAGGCCCAGAAGAAGGUGGUGGAGCACCUCCAAGGCGAGCUGGGGGUCCAAGUUCAGCACGUGGUGAUCCACAAGAUGAAGUAUUCCUUCCAGAUCUGGUCAGCCAUGAUGUCAUCCAAGGACAGCAAUGGGGAGGAGGCACAGUUAUUCACAGACCUGCUGGGGGACCACGGGAAGCCGGUGUGGCCACUGUGGGAGCUGAUGAAGUGGCUGGUGGGGAUGUCUUCCCACACUUUCCCAGCUAUUGCCCUGGGGCUGACGGAGAAGCUGAUGAAGCUGAACCCUGGUGGGAAUGCCAAGCUGGUGAGCAUGGGGAAGAGCCUGCAGGAGGAGAUGGAGGCACUGCUGGGCCCGGACGGGGUGCUGCUCUACCCCUCCCACCCCACCAUGGCUCCCAGGCACCAUUCCCCCAUAUGCAUGCCCUUCAACUUUGCCUACACAGCCAUCUUCAACGCUGGCUUGCCGGUGACACAGUGCCCGCUGGGGCUGGGCCGCGAGGGGCUGCCGCUGGGCAUCCAGCUGGUGGCUGCAGCCCACAACGACCACCUGACGCUGGCCGUGGCCAGGUACCUGGAGAAGGCCUUUGGAGGAUGGGUUCUACCUGGCCAAGUUUAGCCUGGGCUCCUGGCACUGCAGGGAAGGGAGAUGAUGGUGCCCAGCAAGGUGGCAGUGGGUGCUGAUCCUGAGCCUGCCGUGGCACUCCCUGCUCCCUCCAGCCCCUGGGGAAGCCGGGCUGGAGCUGCUGGAGCUGGCUGCUGGCUGCAGCACCCUGUGCCAGGGGAGGAACCUGCUGGCCUCACUGCCCCUCAGGAGCCCCAAGGCAGUGGGCUGGCAGCAGGCUGCCCACGUCCUGCCUGCAGCACAUCCCUAUCCUGGACAUGGAGAUGCUGUCCCUCUGCUGCCUGAUGCUUUGAAGGUGCCAAGUGGAAGCUGGGAGGAGGAGGUGCUGCCAGGCUGCUGGGGGGACAGGCUGCUCAGCACCAGCCCCCUGCGUGCAUCCAUCCAUCCAUCCUUGGCCUUAACCUGCCCAUGGGGCAGGGACUGCACCCAAUGCACUGCAGUGUUGCCAGGCCCUGCAGCUUCCCUGAGCUGCCACAGGGUUCUCCCAGCCCUCUAACUGAAAAGGGAGAGGGCCUGAGGGUACUGGGGGCAGCUGGACCUUUGUCUCACUGGAGGUGCUUCCUGGGGCAGGUGGUGUUGGGCUCUGCCUGGUGUGGAGCUGCUGGGCAAGGGAGAUGGAGAGUUUGCACUUGGAGCUUUUGACAGCACUGGAAGAGCUCUUUAACUGCUCCUCUCCUGUGCUGAGUCAGCUACAGCAUCUCCUGCCUGUAUCUUCCCCUUCUGCCCUGGAGGCAUCACCCAGCCUGGCUGGUGGCUGCUCUGCCCCCCCUGAGCAAAUGCAGGCAGGAUCCUGGGCAGGGGGCUGUUCCUGGAGCAGGCAGCAAGCCUAAGAUGUUCUGGGUGAGGCUGGUAUUAAAGAGUUUGUCCAGUU
Molecule: messenger RNA, 2502 nt
Organism: Colius striatus (speckled mousebird)
Lineage: Eukaryota; Metazoa; Chordata; Aves; Coliiformes; Coliidae
Gene: FAAH2
Product: fatty acid amide hydrolase 2
Source: RefSeq, a predicted model, not a curated record